AGAGCACUCUAACCAUACAUACCCCCAUCUCCAACACAUGAUUGUAAGAACUAGAACUAGAAGGGACCUCAGAAAUCAACCAGUCCAAUACUUAUUUUAGAGAGGAGGAAACUGAGGCACAGAGAAGGGGAGUGACCUGCCAAAAGCUGCAUAGGUAACAGGUAGUAGAAACGGGACUCCCAUUCUCUUUCCCUUCCUUCCUCCUAUCAAAGACUACUCUCUGGAAAGUUUUGUCAUGGCCUAAGAAUCUUGAGGGGGAAUUCCUGAGAUAGUGAAACAAUGUCUGUAAUUGUGAUGUAAACUCAGAGACCUCAGCAAUCAAUCCCUAAUCUUUUAUUUAAAAAAAAAUGUGGGGAGGAAAGGGCUGUUAUAUAAGAAGGCUGAAUGAGGAAGUUCCUACCUUCCUUCAAGCAACACCUUCGAUGUUAUUCCCUGAAUACCCAAGAAGCUAAAGAUGCGGGUUUUCUCCUUGAGAUCUUGGUGUUUUAUGUGGUCCAAAGCCCUUCAGGCUCUCUAGGAAAUGAAAUUCAACCAUCAAUCCUAGCUCUUCUCUCUCUCUCUUUCUCUUUCUGUCGUCUCUCUCUCUUCCUCUCCUCUCUGUCUCUGUCUCUGUCUCUGUCUCUCUCUCACACACACCCACUUUCCCUCUCCCGCUUCAUCAUGGAGAACCACAGCAAAGUUGACAGCCCCACCAAUGUGUCCCUGGUGGGCAGUGACACUGUCCUGGGCCUGAUCGAGUACAAGACUGUCUCUGUCUUUUUGGUGCUGCUGAUCUGUGGGGUGGGCAUCAUCGGCAACAUGAUGGUCGUACUAGUUGUGCUGACCACUCGGGACAUGCGGACACCCACCAACUGCUACCUGGUCAGCCUGGCCUUGGCCGACCUCAUGGUACUCCUGGCAGCUGGACUGCCCAAUGUCUCAGACAGCCUGGCGGGGCAGUGGAUCUACGGGCAUGCUGGCUGCCUUUGCAUCACCUAUUUUCAGUAUCUUGGAAUCAACGUCUCUUCUUGUUCCAUCAUGGCAUUCACUGUGGAGAGGUAUAUAGCUAUCUGUCAUCCCAUAAGGGCCCAGACAGUGUGCACAGUAUCCCGGGCCAAGCGUAUCAUCGCUGGAGUCUGGGUGGUCACGUCCACCUACUGCAUGCUUUGGUUCUUCCUGGUUGACAUCAAUGUCACCAAGAGCCAGAGUCUGGAAUGUGGUUACAAGGUUUCCAGGAACCUCUACUUGCCCAUCUACCUGCUGGACUUUGCCAUUUUCUUUGUCACCCCCUUGGUGGUGGCCACUGUCCUCUAUGGGCUAAUCGGGAGGAUACUCUUCCUGAGCUCUCUCUGCCAUAUGACCAGUUGUGCAGGCACAGAGGGCUACCCCGAGGGGAGUGCCCCAGAGAGGGGACAAGGCACCAAGGCAGAACAGGGCAAGGCUGGUGGUCACUCUCGAACCAAAGGGGCCCUGUCUUCCAGGAAGCAGGUCACCAAGAUGCUGGUUGUUGUGGUGGUCCUCUUUGCUGUCCUAUGGAUGCCUUACCGGACCCUGGUCCUAGUGAACUCCCUUAUGGACCACCCUUACCUUGACCCAUGGUUUCUCCUAUUCUGUCGAACCUGUGUCUAUGCCAACAGCGCCAUCAACCCUAUCAUUUACAACCUCAUGUCCCAGAAGUUCCGGAUGGCCUUUAAGAGAUUGUGCAAAUGCUCAGAGGAAGAGCCCCAACGGCGAAUGGUCUACUUGACCACCACUAGCUACAGUGUAGUACAGGAGUCCUUCCAGGCCAAGCCCAGGGCCUUGGGCAAGAAGCACGGGCAAGCUCAGCCUCACUUGGAGCAGGAACAGGGGCCUGAGGGUUCCCAGCCUGCUGGCCAACCAGCCAGUCAAGAAAAACCAUAUUUCAGUGUGGUCUAGCACCCUCCCAUGACCUCUGUCCCCUGCUUUUUCCUUUCUCUUAUAACCUUGCAUGAUUGAGUUCUUCUACUGUUCUAUAUUCCUUUACAUUCUAAAGACCCUUCAAGUCAACAAAAGAGGUAUGUGACAAGAUGAGGAGAUAUCAUCUUAAGGAUGAAUAGGCCAAUCUUAACAGAGCAGUGUUUUCCUACUAGCAGACUGGAGAGCCUGGUGGGCAGCUCUGGGUACUACUCUGGAAAUAGUAGCAGUAGUGUCAAGAAGAGGGGGACUUAAGAUAUUCCAUAUGGAGAAGGAACUGGGAAUGAACGUAGGCUGUCUGAGCAGACCAAAUCUUUGUCAUUUUCGACUUUUCCAACUACAUAAAGACUCUGGACCUCCAAUGUGAUGCUGACCCAAUGAACUUUCUUCUCGAGGUUAAGGACCCAAGGAAAGAAUAGGCACUGGUUAUCUAGAAAAUAGUUGGAUAAAUGGAAAUUGACUAUAUUAUGAUACAGAAAGUUAGGCCUUUGCUUGCUGUUAGACCUGAUAGAUCUAAUUCCCAAAAUGAAGUCUCUUUAAAUGGAAAAAAAAAGUAAAAUUACACUGAAAAAUAGCACUAAUUGAAGGCAGUGCUCAGGUUUUCUGUUCAGUUAGAUUUGGGAAAUCAGUGAGGCCUGUUUUCAGACUAAUACAGGGCUUUAUAUAAGCGA
Molecule: messenger RNA, 2585 nt
Organism: Phascolarctos cinereus (koala)
Lineage: Eukaryota; Metazoa; Chordata; Mammalia; Diprotodontia; Phascolarctidae
Source: RefSeq, a predicted model, not a curated record